GAUAUCUGUGUACACGUACUGCAGGGUGACUUGCGCGAAGUUUAAGGAGAACUCUCCUCCGGUGCUUCAACCAGCUUGGCCAUGGUAUUCCAUAGUGCACAUCAUGCAUUUCUCAUCUGCGCAUACUGCUGUAAUUAAGGAAGCGCGUGCGUACAGUGCUGAAACUCCGACGCACGGUGCCGUCCUGUGUCGGUGACGGCGAUGGACCUAGCUGCUGUUGUCACGGCAAUGGCUUCACAUAAUGCUGGUGUCACAUCUAUGGGUCAGAGAGAGAGCGGCUCUUUUGGACAUGCUCAGCCUCAUGGCGGCCGGCGCAAAAUGCGUGUGUCAGACCUCCUUGACGGGGCGGGCUCCUCGAGGCACGGCAGCGGCAGCGGCGUGGCAGCUGAGGCGCCACCCCCGCGCACCUCGGCGGAGCUGACCCGGUCCUCCGGCGACACCAGCACCACUGCGUCCCAACACAUUCCGCCUCAUCCGCAUGGCGGCGCCAGCACUGCACCGCUCGGCAAGCUGGCCCACCGGCUGAGCAUCCUUUCGGAUGGCAGCGCGGACGUGUCUCUUAAGCACGGCGGGCUGGGCGGUGACGCAUCUCACCACCUCCCGAGCGACGCCUACCGCGAGUCGGAUGUGGGCGGCGGCUCCUCCCACCACGGCCGAAAUGGAGCGUCACUGCUGCACGCGAACUCUUCCUCGCUGCAUGGCGGCGCCGGCUCGGGCCGCGCCAACCCCUGGAAGAAAGUGAACUCGGCUGUGAAGAUCAACACGGCACUCGGGGGCAUGAAGGGUGGCAUGGGCAAGCGCGGACACUCCGGCGGCCUCUCCCUCCACAGCCGCGUGGCAGCAGCCCAGAACUCCGCUGACGGUGCUGGGCGUGGUGAGGCAGCAGCGGAGGCGGCUGCGGUGGAAGCUCGUGCCUCAAGCGGCGGGCUGGGUUGGGCACUGGCGGCCGUCCGGGCCCGUCUGCAGCGGUGGUUGUCGGUGCUGGUGAUCAACCCCGACGCGGCGUGGUACUGCAAGUGGUGGUUCUACUUUGCAGUGGGCGUGGCGCUGAUCAGCUGCUGGACGGAGCCGUUCAACAUGGCCUUUGUGGGCUCCCCGCUGGUGACCGGGAGCAUGGCAUGGCUGGACCCCAUCGAGAACAUCAUCCUCGCCACCUUCCUGCUGGACUUCGCGCUCAAAUUCUUCGUGUCAUACGACGACCCCGAGACCGGCAUUCCCGUCACAACGCAACCCAAGAUGGCCAUGCGCUAUGUGAAGAGCUGGAUCUUCGUGCUGGACGUGCUGGGCUGUUUCCCGUACGACACCGUCACAAUACGAAUUGCGGAGGCCGCGGGGGUGGCCAGUCCCACCGUGGUUGACGCCCUGAACUGGCUCAAGCUCCUGACGCUGGCCCGGACGUACCGCGUGUUCGACCUGUUUAAUCUGUUGGACUACCGCAUGGUGCUGAGCCAGGGGGCACUGCUGAUCCUGCGCAACUACACCUACGUCUUCUUUACAACGCACUGGGCAUCGUGCAUCUUCUACAUGAUUGCCCGCGAGGAGAGCUUUAAUGAGGACACGUGGAUCGGGCGCAACCCGGACUAUUUCCAACACCAUAGCGUGUGGCAGCAGUACAUCAUGGCGCUGUACUUCAGUGUGACAGUGUUCACGGCGAUGGGUGACGCGGCGAUGUAUCCGUACACCGUGGUGGAGAUGGCGGCGAUGAUUGUGUACCUGAUGUUCAACCUGUUUCUGGCCGCCUACAUCAUUGGCACCGUCACCAUCAUGAUGGUGAAGAAGGAUGAACGCAGCCAGGCGCUCCGUCAGAGCAUAGAGAACCUGACCGAGUACAGUCAGGACAACGAGCUGCCAGAGAAGCUGCACACCGCCAUGAAGGAGCACCUGCUGGUCAACUUCGACGCCCAGGCCACCAACGACGACAACGUGCUGAGAAUCUACCCUGUCACCAUCCGGCGCAACGCGCUGCGGCACCUGUACAUGGAGCCCGUGAAGGGCUGCCACCUGUUCAAGGGCUGUCAGAAGCGCUUCUUGGACUCCGUCCUCACCGCCGCACGCGUCGAGUUCUUCCUGCCCGGUGUGGAGAUCCUGACCGAGGGCGACAAUGUGGUGGACCUGAUGAUCAUUGUGGCGGGCGAGGUGAUGGUGACCACCGGGGGCGGCGGCCGAAUGGGCGGCAACUCCUCUGGCUCCUUGCCUGGGUCGGGAUCCAUGGCUGUGGGGUCGGACCACAUGUCCUUCUCCGGCGGGCCCCGCGUCACCUCCGCGUCCUUCUCCGCCGGCGCCCAACCCGAGGACAGCUCCCACGGCGGCGGGGGCAGCAUGCACGGCGACCCGCUGUCGGCCGCGUCGCCUGGGGGCGUAAGCUUUGACACCGGCGCCGCCAACAAGCCCAAGUUCGGUCGCUUCUCCGCGUACAAGCGCGGCACCAGCAACUCGCUGGCUGAGGUGGCGUUCUUUACCGAGGGUGCCAGCCACGAGACGGUGGUGGGCACGGCGCCCGUGCGCGUGCUGAGCCUGCCCAAGGCCGCCUGGGACCUGUUGGUAGUUCAGUUCCCACAGCAGACACGCAUCGUGCUGGAGAACCUGCAGCGCAACACGGAGGCGGGCGCCGAGGAGGCGCUCAAGGCUGCGGCGACCAAGAAGCAGCUGACUGCCGAGCAGCUGCACGUAGCCCUGGCGCUGGCCACUGGCAACGAUGAGGUGCUAGACAACGUGGAGCCGUUCAUGCUAGCGGACACACGCGAUGCGCUGACGCAGUCGCAGAUUGAGAUGCUCACGCGCCUGGAAGAUGUGCGUAACACCACUGCUGCGCACGUUCGCAAGGUGGACGACAAGCGCACGUUUGAGCUGCUCAACACGGCGGCCCAGGGCGAUGUGGAGUCGCUGCGCACGAUGUUGCGCCAGGGGCUGAGCCCAGACACGGCAGACUAUGACGGCCGUAACGGACUGAUGCUUGCAGCAGCCAAGGGCCACGAGGCCGCCGUUCGCCUCUUCCUGGAUGCGGGCUGCGAGAUGAACCGCACCGACGGCUUCGGCAACAGUGCAAUGGCCGAGGCAGUCAAGGGCGCACACGACAAGAUUGUGGCUCUCCUGCUGAGCUAUGGUGCAUCGCUUGGCGCCGGCGGCCUGACAGUGGCAUCCGACCUGUGCACCGCGGUCUACAAGAACGACCUUGUCAAGUUGCAGCGGCUGCUGAAGGCGGGAGCGCCGCCGGAUGCCUGCGACUAUGACAGCCGCUGCGCACUGCACAUCGCCGGCUCGGAGGGCAACCUGGAAGCUCUGAAGCUGCUGGUGGAGGAAGGGCACGCAGAUGUCAACUUCCAUGACCGCUGGGGGAACACGGCGCUGGACGAGGCGCGGCGGGUGGGCGCCGCACCCGUGGUGGCGUACCUGGAGGGAUUGCUGAGAGGCCACAAGCACCGCACCGCCGCAAACGCCGAGAAGGUUCGGCAGCAGGCUGCCAAGGACUACAUGGGCUGGUGCGGCCUAGGCGAUGCCGCCAAGUUGCGCGAGGCGGGCGGCUACCAGGCUGGGGAGGCGGCGGGCUGCGCCUUCGCCGGACUCAUGCUGGCGGCAAGCAAGGGGCACACGGCGGUGGUGGAGGUGCUCCUGCCCGACCUGCCCACCGACGCCCUACACCGCGCAGCGCCCACCGCAAUGCUGGAGGCGGCGCGUGUGGGGCACGAGGCCACUGUGGCCGCAUUCCGGGCUGUGGGAGUGACGCUGAAAGACCACAUGGCACCGCAGCUGCGGGCGGAGCUGCGUGGUGCGGUGCAGCAAGGCGAUGCCGGACUGGUGCUGGCGUACCUCACUGCGGGCGUGUCAGCCACCGGUGGUUGCUGCGGAAGCACUGCCGGUGCAGGUGCAGGCGCCGGCGGUGGCGGCCGGCGGGUUGGCGGUACGCUACUGCAUCUGGCUACGGAGCAUGCGCACCUGCCUGUGCUGCGCCGCCUGGUGGAGCAGGGCGGUGCGGUGUCUGACCUGGCGGCUGUGGACGGCGCGGGCCGCACGCCGCUGCAGGUCGCUGAGGCGGCGCUUGCGGCCCAGCCCAGCGAGCCGCGUGUGCGGGCGGUGCACGAGUACCUGUCCUGGGCAGUCACCGCCACUGGCACCAAGCUGAGCUCCGUCGCCGCACUGGCGGUGCUGCGCUGGGGGCCGGUCGAGGCGCCGCCGCCGGCGCCGACGCCACCAGCGGACGACGACGAAGGACUUGCUCUGACUGACGACCCGAUCGCGGCCGAGACUGCCCUUGGAGCAGGCCCGGGUGCCUUCCGCCGCCUUUCUUCUCCGCCGGCCCGCGGCGGUGACGACACAGCCAACGGCAGCCUGCUGGGCGCAGCUGCCGCCGCCGGGCUCGCGUCAACUCGCGGCACCGCACCGUACAGCAGCAGCUUUGGCGGUGGUGGUGGCGGAGGAGGCGGCGGGCCCGGCGUCGCUGCGGCCACCGUCAGUGCAGGCGGCGUGACGCCAGGCGGCGGCUCCACCGCCACACAUGGCAACAGCGGGCUGGUGCUGGCGAUGGUUGUGGGCGACGGCAUGUCAGCGGCAAUGGACAGCACCUGGGACAAACUGCCCGGCACCCCCGACAACUCCACGCGCGGCGGUGACCUGGCAGCGAAUGCGCUCAGGCAAGCUGAGGACGGCCGUAUUGCCUCAGCUGUGGAGUUCGCGGCGGCCGCAAGCGGCCCGGCAGCUGCGUCCAGCCCGUUCCAGACCGCCAGCGGCGCAGGCCACACUAGCGGCCCGGUUCCGCACGCUUCUAGCGGCGUCACUGGCGCCGCAAGCCCUAUGCUGAACCUGCCGCCGCCUUCCCUGAUUAUGGCGGCGCGCACGGCCAACGACCGUGUGCAGAGCCCGCGACCCAGCAACACCGCCGCCCAUGGCGCCGCCGCCCGCCUGUUCGGCUCGGCCCAGGUGCCGCCGCAGCAGCAGGCCGUGUCGGGCGCGUCUGGCGGCGGCAUCCUGGUGCCGCUGCCGGUGAUGCCUGACAGUGGGCCGUUGGAGGGCUUGUCGGCCUUGCGGCGCGGCGGCACUGGGCCGCUGUCUCCGGUGGCGCCGGUUGGGUCUUCAGAGAUGCCCUCGCCGGCGCUGUCCAUGGCUGCUUCGGUGAGCCAGGUGCAGCUGUCGGCGAGGUCCCGGGCCAACAGCUUUGCAGUGGUGGGCGCGCCUGAUGAGAUCUUGUCGUACGUGGCGGCUGCGAACAGCUUCACACGGCGCAGCGCCACCCUGGCGGACGCUGGCGGUGGGGGCCCGGACUCGGCGGUGCUGGGAGAAGGCGGCGGCGUUGCGAGCGGUGCAGGUGUGGUGGGUGCGGCGCAGGCCCUCGGCGGGGCGGGGCAGCUGCCGGUGCGGGCACGAAACAGUCGCGGGCAAAGCACCGGUGGCGUGAGCUUUGGCCGCAGCAGUGCGCUGGGCCCGGCGGCGCGCCAGCAGAGCUCCAUUGGGAGCCGUCGUGGUUCGACCCUCAUGCUGCCAGCAGCAACAAGUGGGGCCGUGGCCACGGCUGCAAACGCCGCCGUCGCUUCCUCGCCGUCCGCCCUAAAUGGAGAAUGCCUUGCUGAUAUGUUGUCAGGUUCGCAGGACCGAAACGCCUGAGCCUGCCGUGUUAGAGCCAGACAGAGCGCGCAAGCAGGCAUGGCCCAUAGAGUGGGCAACCCUGUUAUACGAGCUCGUAAUGUACGAGUUAUCCAUGUGGGGAGGAGGAUUAAUGUGAUGCGCACCACGACAGGCUUGAUGAGUGGGUUUGGGGAAAGCGUGUCGUGGCAGGCCGUUGGGGCAUACGGUUACGCUGGAAUUUGUCAGUGAUGGGCAAGAACCUGGGCGAAAGAUCCAGUGAGCGGGGGCACCUGCAUUUCAGCGCCUGCAUUUCACAGUUUCUUACUAUGCCUCGGCUUCUUCGAGGACGGGUUGCAUCGUCACUUAUUGGAAGGCCAUUCAUAAGCAUGCGCCAGGAAAUUUGCCGGAAAGCAAAUCGAGCUGUUGCCAGAGCGCGUGCAUGCAUAGCGGCGGUGCGGCAGGUGCUUGUUGUGGGCGUACCUGAGUUACCGCUCCUGACAUGCAUUGAACCGCCGGACCGUGACUUCUACUGUGGCGCCUGCGCUUGCACGCCUAAGUGAUUCGGCGGGGGAUUGCACGUGCCUGGUACCGUGGUAGCACCGGCAUGACUGGCCUGUACACGAAGACUGUUUCGGAAGGGCUUUGAUACUUCGAGGAGUGGCACACUUGUGCUUGAUCACUGCGGCGAAUGCAUGCAUCUGGGAUAUAACUGCCUUCACUGUGCAGCACCGGAAAAUGGGCUGCCUGCCUGCCUCAAAGCGAAGUGCAGGGCACGUGGCCCUGCGGGAGCAAGUCCCAGCUAGAUUGCUUAGAACGCCUCCCCUGGAUCACACAGGGAGGCUGGGGCAUUCAAACUUUCAAAUGCUGGCAGGUCCGGGCGAUGAGGUUGUUCGGCCUCAGACUGUGGAGGGGCUCAGCCCCUUUUCCCGUGACCGGGGAACACUUGUAGGUGCUUAUGGGCGCCUGCUAACCGUCCUGGUAAUCCGUGGAGCCUGCUGGAACCGUGUUACUGUCCCAGCGGAGUUCUUUCUGUAAGCUGGACCCCGU
Molecule: messenger RNA, 6603 nt
Organism: Chlamydomonas reinhardtii
Lineage: Eukaryota; Viridiplantae; Chlorophyta; Chlorophyceae; Chlamydomonadales; Chlamydomonadaceae
Exons: 22
Coding region: 319-5595 (1758 amino acids)
Biological process (GO): potassium ion transport; transmembrane transport
Cellular component (GO): membrane
Molecular function (GO): voltage-gated potassium channel activity; protein binding
Source: RefSeq, a predicted model, not a curated record